AUGGGAGAACCUGCUGAGCAGUCCAAGAACACGAUGAAGCGGCUGACUGGCGAAGCAACCAUGAUGCUUGUCGCCGGCAUCGAGACGACAGCUUCGGCACUCAGAGUUCGCAGUUACCGCCUGCUACGCAAUUCAGACGCCGUUACAAAAAGAUUAGAGCCAAGCUUCUCUCUCUCCGUUACCACGGACCCGAAGCAUGUUCCAAACUGGGCCACUCUGGAGAAGCUGCGUUACUUUUAG
Molecule: messenger RNA, 240 nt
Organism: Colletotrichum orchidophilum
Lineage: Eukaryota; Fungi; Ascomycota; Sordariomycetes; Glomerellales; Glomerellaceae
Product: trichodiene oxygenase
Exons: 2
Coding region: 1-240 (79 amino acids)
Molecular function (GO): monooxygenase activity; oxidoreductase activity, acting on paired donors, with incorporation or reduction of molecular oxygen; heme binding
Source: RefSeq, a predicted model, not a curated record